GAUAGAAAUUCCGAAACUAUAUUAAAGCUUUCUGGUUUAACAUAUAUUUUAGAUGCUAUUUUUGAACCAAACAUUGUAGAGAUAGUGUCAACUCUAGUUAGCGAGUCUGUAGAAAAUAUUGGUCAAAUCUUUGGUUCCCUCUGCCAUAGUUAUACGGGAGAGCCUUCAAAAAUUCAACUAUUAAGUGACCUUUAUGAUGAAUUUGUGAGCUCAGAUACUCAGCCUAAAGCCGACUUAGUAAACCAAGAUGCGUUGAUGAAUAUACUUCUUGACAAAUAUGAAAUUGUAAAAAUCGAUGAAGUAAAAAUUGCAGAUGCAAACCAUAUCGACGAAAUAAAACAUCUUAAAUCAGCGUCAACGAAUAUCGAUGUGUAUUCUAAAGUUUUGUUGGAUCAAUUUGAUAACCUAAUCACACAAGAUGAGGCUGGAGUAUCACAAAGUAUUCCAGAUUUAAUCAAAACUGCUGUGCAGCAUCCGCAUUCAUACCUUUUUGCUCAAGCAUUGAUUAAACGCUUAUCUGAAGAACAAAAUGGCUAUCCACUAAGGAAAUUGGCAAAAGAAUUAGAAAAAGCGGCUCCACCGCUGCAAAUUGCGACUUCUAUUUUACGUAUUCCACCGACUCCUGGAGAUAUAGUAGCUGUAAAUAAAACCAUAAAUAUGAAACCGGACAUUAAAGAGAAGUAUCUAUAUCUUGCAGCUUAUGCUGCUUCUGCCGAAGAACGAAAUGAUGGACAGAUAGACAACUCUAGAGUUAACACGACAUUUGAAACACUCAAGAGACUCUCAGCUACCUUGUCGAAAAAGGGAGUUAUAGGCCUUGAAUUUAAUGCUAUCGUUCAAGAUCUUUUGGUAUAUAUUGAGUAA
Messenger RNA from Racocetra fulgida, 864 nucleotides. NCBI's taxonomy places the organism in Eukaryota, Fungi, Glomeromycota, Glomeromycetes, Diversisporales, Gigasporaceae. The record is from the annotation of a GenBank genome assembly.